Molecule: messenger RNA, 5234 nt
Organism: Homarus americanus (American lobster)
Lineage: Eukaryota; Metazoa; Arthropoda; Malacostraca; Decapoda; Nephropidae
Product: broad-complex core protein isoforms 1/2/3/4/5-like
Exons: 4
Coding region: 255-1913 (552 amino acids)
Biological process (GO): regulation of transcription by RNA polymerase II
Cellular component (GO): nucleus
Molecular function (GO): protein binding
Source: RefSeq, a predicted model, not a curated record
CCUCUUCCAUUGUCUCCCAUCUAUUUCCUCCAAUAUUCAGUGGCCUUGGAUCGUGGAUUGGCGAAUUAUAAAGGCUCUACAGACCAGCAGAGUUUGUGAGUGUGUGCCAGGCGACACAGGGAGGCCCCGGGGCACGCUAUCCACCACUGUGGCGGGGAUGAGGCACCUCGCUCUUUGUUACUACUCCGCUCUCUCAAGGUCCUUCUUCAUCUGCCUUCUCUCCCUCUCUAUUAUGUGGUGAGGGUUGAGGAAAGAUGGAUCCUGGGCAACAGUUUUGCUUGCGUUGGAAUAAUUACCAAUCAACACUACAACAUGUGUUUUACAAGUUAUGGAUGGCUGGAACGUUUGUGGAUGUUAGCCUGGUAGUAGAAGGUCGAAGGUUGGACUGUCAUAAAGUGGUGCUGUCGGCAUGUUCGUCAUACUUCGAACACAUCCUGCGGGAUCACAGCAGCCAUCCGCAUCCUUUAAUUCUGCUGCACGAUCUACCCUACGCGGCUGUGGAGGCUCUUGUCAUGUUUAUGUACAGGGGAGAGGUUAAUGUGACACAGGAACAGCUGGCAGCUCUUCUAAAAGUUGCAGAAACACUCAGGGUAAAGGGGCUGGCAGAUUCAGCAGCCAUCAGCAGCUUCACCAAACGUCAGCUGCUGGAACGGUGCAUCCCUCUCCUGGAACACGCCCCUUGUAAUAUCCAAGUGCCUAACACAUUACCUGUACCCAACACACUGGGGGCAAUAACAGUGCCAACCACAGCUAUUGUCCAGCCCAGAAUGACGACCAGUAGAGGUGGUCUAAACACUGGAAGAAUAGGUUCAGGAAUGGUGAAGCAUCUACCUACCACCAAGAAGGUGGAGGGAAGCAACACGAGUCCCGGUCCGCAGAGGAAACGACCCAGACACGACGACCACGCGACCUCCAUGCCACUGACACCUCCCGCCUCCCUAAACGACACUCCGCCAAAUGACACAUCUCAACCCUCACCCGCAGUCACAACCAUACCACCAGAGACAUUUAAACAAGAAGCUGCUGAUGAAACAGACGGAGAGCUUCAGAUAGAUGAGUCCGCUGGCCAGUCACCCGUGAACUCUGCAGAAUGUGAUUCAAAUUCUAUAGGUCCUGAGGGCGAGGCUGAAGGUGAGGGAGAGGAAUCUCUUCAGUGUGUGUCACAUGAUGUACAGUCAAGAAUGCAACAAGAUAUACCGUCCACCAUUACAUCAGACAUCAAGCCCUUUGCACAAGAAGUCCGUGACUCUUCUCAACCCUUUCAGCAAAUUCAUCAGGCCUCCGUGGAUAGUUUAUCAACCAAGGAGCGAAGUGGCAGCCUUGGUGGAAAGUCUUGUGAGAGAACAUAUACACACUUGGACCUUGAGGAAGGCAUUGAAGCCGUCCUCUUGGGUCAACUAACCCCGGCCAAAGCCAUAGCACAAUAUCGUAUCCCCCGCAGGACUUUCUUCCGGAGGCUUUCCGCCGUACGCAAGAGCCGAGGAAUUCCGUCCGCCAAGGAAAAUGCCGCCGAUCACUUUUUAAAUGCCACCACUACGGUCGGCGAUGCGACCACUCACUUGAUACUCCCCGUUGCCGACUCUGACUCUUAUGCCGCCACUUUUAAGAUCAAAUCAGAAAAGCCGGUCCUGAUCGCUCCAAAAGAUGGGAAAAAAAGCAAAAAAGGUGAUGGGGUGAUGGCUCCUAACAACAGCUACAUCUCCUUACUCAACUUGGCAGCAACAAAUAACUACGAUGCUUACCUUAACUACCUUAAGCUCGUCACACAACAGGGCGACAACGCCAAUCCAGAGGAGGUUCUCGGGGCAUUACGAAAAGGACAGGUAAAGGAAGUAAAGCCGGCCGUGGAUGAUAACAGAAAUGUGUCCGAGGCGGCCCUGGCUCUCGUUGCUCACAACGUGUCGGCAGACUAGCUCCCCCUACACGACAAGUGGAUGACUCAUCGGUUGAUCAAAGUGCGAGGGAAAGAACUUCCUCCUUGGGCUUCAGUUAGAGUCCAGUGCCAACUGCAACUAACCAUUCCAUUCAACAUUCCAGUAGGUUUAAGGCUAUUUGUAUGUAAUGUACUUAUAUUUAAAUGGAUGGGGACAUAGUUGAUAUCCUUCAGCCAAAGCAAAUCUCCCUGAUUUUGAUACUGCAUAUUUUUUAUGCUAGAUAAACAAUCUCAGUAUUACCUGCUUUCAUCUCAAAAUAUAAGAAAAAUUUAUUAUUAAGAGUACCAACAAUCUAUUAUGAUUCUGGAUAAAUUUCACACAAAAUUAAAGACUAUUAUAUGAAGGCUCUGGCCACUAAAAAUCCUUCCCGUAAGGUUAAAUGCACAAGAUUUAUAUAUUUUUGUCGGUCGGUCUUACAUUAUGAUAAUUGGUGGUUUAUAUAGAUAUGAUAAUAUCAACCUGAUUGAACAAAGUUACAUGAUAUUGCCAUUUUAAAUGUGGGAGGGUUUAAGCAUUCUUUUAUUUUAUUUAUUUUAUCAACAUUGAAGUCUCAAAAGCUGUGAUAACAUUUGGUACUUAUUACUAAUAAUCAUACUCAGUUUGCACAUUUUGGCCUUCUCAAGUUGCUCUCUGCUUCUCUUACCUGUAGCCUACCACUGAUGGCUCUCUCCGGACACUUGUUAUGGUAGUCAGUAUUGUAGGAGUCUACUCUACUUGACUACUCAACUCUAUUUGCUUUUCUAUUUAUUUUUCAUUCAAGUGGUGAUGGACUUAAUGUAUAUAAGUUUCUUAAUGGAAGGCAGUUCUGGUUUACUAUCUUCUAAUCUUCAUAGUAAUAAUACGAUGGCUUGUGUACUUCUUGGGGAGUUUCUGGGUGUCUUUCUUCACUCCGGGUCUGUCAGAGGACUCGCGCUUGGGGUUUUCUAUUUAAUUAUUAAAAAGGUGCUUCCAGACUGGGUUCCAGUCCUUGUUGAACUAAGAACUGUCUUAAAGCUCUUUGUCUUGGUUGUGGGUCUCACCUGUACCUGUAGUUGCUCAGCUAUCCUUAGAUGUAGACAACUAGUGUAACAGUUAGCAUUUUGCAGGCAUUGUUGGUCAGUGAUUACUGUGUCCUAUUGAUAUUUCACGCUGCUGUCGGUGACGUGUGUGACAGUCGGGUUAGUGCCUCAAAUUUUGGGUUAAACUUCUCAGUGUAACUUACCCUCCUGACCACUGUGUGCCUCUAUUAUAUGAGCUGUGUGAAGCUCUUGUUCCUAUAGUUAAUAUUAUUAAAGUCAUUUUUAUGUACUGUAAUAUCCAAGGUACUGUACUGUACAACACUGCUGGUGUGGCCAUUACUUACAGCUCUGACCCAGGGAGUAUGACAUUGGUUUUGUGACCUAAGAGCUGUGACCCAAGGGCUGUGUCAUCGCUCUUGUGACCCACGGGUUGUGUCACAGCUGUGACCCAAGGACUGUGCCACAGCUGUGACCCAAGGACUGUGUCAUAGCUGUGACCCAAGGACUGUGUCAUAGCUCUGUGCCUCAUGGGCUGUGUCAUAGCUCUGUGCCUCAUGGGCUGUGUCAUAGCUCUGUGUCUCAUGGGCUGUGCCAUAGCUCUGUGUGUCAUAGCUCUGUGCCUCAUGGGCUGUGUCAUAGCUCUGUGUCUCAUGGGCUGUGUCAUAGCUCUGUGUCUCAUGGGCUGUGUCAUAGGUCUGUGUCUCAUGGGCUGUGUCAUAGCUCUGUCUCAUGGGCUGUGUCAUAGCUCUGUGUCUCAUGGGCUGUGUCAUAGCUCUGUGCCUCAUGGGCUGUGUCAUAGUUAGGGGAACUGGCAGCUGUGAUCCUAUAUUUCUUCAUUCAAGACAGUGUGAUGAUGCAACUUGAUAUGGCUGUGAUGAAUGCAUUCAAAAUGCUCCAUCUCCUGUUCUUUACAUGUAUUGCUUAGGAAAUUUGACGAGUCAUUUUCAAAUACUAGUUGUGUAGUUGAUAGUACCAUCGUGUCUUAAGAUAGCCACCUUCUGAUAGUUAGCCAGUACUGUACUAUCAACCUGUAGGGUGAUUGUCACAUGAAUAAUAUUAAUAUCUGGAGAAUAAUGUCAGUUCUACAAUAUCACAGCACAAUGGCUGCAUAUGUAACAGAUAUUAAUGUUAGUGUUUUAGAUGACCUUUACAGGUUGUUACAACUGGAGAGUAAGAAGUGUUGGCCGUGCAAGUACUGUGGCCAGCAGUUAUCCCCUUGCUCAUCUAUGAGGUCCACUCAUUAGGUAACAAAAUGGCAGCUUUUUUGAGGAAGUGCAAAUAACCUCUCAUUUUAUGUAUUAAAAGAAUGGCAUUACUAAGUUAAGUUACAGGUUAGCGAUCUCAUGUAUUUACAUUUUAUGCCUAAGAGUACUGUGUGUUAGUGGCAUCUGUCUAUUGCUUAGCACUAUCUUGGUACUGUACCUGUUAAUAGCUGGUGGCCAUAUGUAUUGCUAGUUGUCAGUUGUAAUUAUUAUUUUCUGUGUCAUUUUUGGGCUGCCAGCUAUGUCUGAAAAAAUGCAAUGUGUAUGUUUUGUGCAUGUCUUACAAAGGGGCAUUGAAAGUUACUGCAAUGAUAUUUGUUUUUAUCUUUAUUUUUUAUUUAUUUUUUUGGUAAGUAAUAUGUCGUGCAGAUGUGAACUUCCUGUGCUAAGUUUGCUGCACUGGUCCCUCUCCUGCCUGCCUGGCCGGGAUAGUCUUACCCAGAAAACGUGAACCUUUGCUUUGUGUCUGCAAGCGUCAGUAUCUCGUGUCAUUAAAUUAGGAAUUAAUAUGUAUUAUAUUUUGCUUUGUUGCUCUCAGUUGAAAAUAUUAUGAUCUGAUGUGUACUGUACUUAGAAGAUCUGAUGAAAACUGUGAUAAGAGGUAUAGCUUUUCUACGCUUCAACACAUUCCAUGUUAUCCUUUGGGAGAAACAAAAUGCACCAUUCCACACACCCUGUGAUAAUACUGUGUCUUGUAUUGUAUCUGGCAUAUCCCUACAAUUACUAUUAGUCUCCUCCCCGAGUCUGACCACUGCAGCAGUCAACAGGUCGGGGGAAUUAAGAAGAAAAAUAUUCUUGACAAAAAAUCUAUAAGUAUAUAUUUAAAUGUAUAAGUAGAAUUCCCUUGAUUUUACACUCCAGAUAUUGUAAGGCUGUGACAGUGAUCAACAGGGGACAAAAUGUAUGAUGUAAAGUUCUCUAAAAUAUUUUGCCAGAGAUGAAGUACUUCCAUGUGUCACAGGGAGGAUCUGUAGACUCCUAAUCUAUUGGAUCUCUUGUAUUUUUCUACAAGUUUCUGAAUAAGAUUUUUCAUUAAAAUA